Molecule: messenger RNA, 657 nt
Organism: Endocarpon pusillum Z07020
Lineage: Eukaryota; Fungi; Ascomycota; Eurotiomycetes; Verrucariales; Verrucariaceae
Exons: 1
Coding region: 1-657 (218 amino acids)
Source: RefSeq, a predicted model, not a curated record
AUGGCCAGCCUCAAAGACAUUCUGCACAAGUCUAGCUCCUACCUCUCCACCACAGCACGACUGUUUGGCGUUGAUCCUUGGCCACUCGAACAUAUGCCAGACAAGAAACCAGAAAGCCUGCCCGAACUCCUCCAGGCUGUCAAAUCACUCUUAGCUUACUUUCUGCGUCAGUGGGCCGAAGUCGAGGAUCAUCUGAACCAAGCAACCACCAACUCAGCAGAAGUCAAGUCAGCCAAGGUCCAAAACUAUGUCUCGGGUGACAAGUCAACCGCCGGUUUCCACGAGGAACAAAAACAGUGCGAGCGCGCCAUUGAAGACAUAGAUCGCCAAGUCAAAACGAUGAAGAAACACUCAGCCAUGCACAUGGAAGACAUCAAUUUCCUUAAGGAUCUGCAAGCCAACGUGGUGGAGCUGGUUGUGUUGGAUGCGAAGGUUGCGAGUGGUUUUGCCACAAUAAACGAGAGUUCAGAGCAUGCUCAUCUUACUAAGCAGACCAAGGAAAUGUAUUACUCAUUUGUUGCUGGAGCGGUGAAGCGACAGGACGAAAUGGAGGAUGACGACGAGUCUGGGGAUGAGGAAUUUGUGGACUGUGUCAGUGACGAGCACGAGGCAGGUGAAGAGGGUCUGAAGCAAGCGAUGGAGAAGCUGGAAUGCUAG